UUUUUUUUUUUUUUGAUUAAACGAUAACUAUGAGCAACAGAGGUGGUAGAGGCCGUGGAAGAGGUCGAGGUGGUGGUUGGAAUAAUAAUAAUAGAAGAGAUGCUUCUAGUGAUAAUUUUUCGAAUAACAAUAUUCGUCCACGUAGUGAUAACUCUUCAAAUAGUGAACGUGCUCGAAUAUUUCGAAAUCCGCAAGAUGUUGAGAGAGAAAACGUUCAAAUUCUCUCUGGUAAUUUUGAAUCAUCCGAAUUGACAUAUAAGGGAAGCGAUAAAGUUGUAUUCAUCCCUCAUGAGGAUGAAAUCCAGUCAAUGUGGAAACGUCUGCUGAAAAAAGAACUUAACAAUCAACAUCAUAUUCGUCGAUUUCUCAACUCAUGUUUAGUUGUUGCUUCUGGAAAUUCUGAUUAUGAAUUGAGUGAUCUUAUCGCAAAACUGUCCGAACCUGAUGGUAGACAACGUUUAAGAGAGAUUAUGAUGUUCCCUGUAUCAGUUGACGCAGGAUUGAUGCCUCAAGUUGCUUCUUUCCAGCGCGUAACUUUACCAUUUCUUGCGUUGUUAACUCGAUCUGGAAUCACUGAUAGUAUUUUGGAAAGUAAUGUUAAUGCUAUCUACACCCUCGUAUAUACUAAUUUGGAGGAUUUUAUAAACAACAAAGUAAUUUAUAUGUUGGAAAUUUUGGUUCAGAGAAAUUCUGUGGAUGAUCAACGAACUCCUCAAAAUGAAUUACUUAGAGACGAUCCACACUCUUUCUUUCCAACAUCUCUCGGUCAAUUUUUCUUGGUGAUUGUAAGAUUAUGUAGUAUUCUUCUUGACCGAAUGCGAGAUGCCGCAGUCAAUGAUGCGAUGAAUGACAUUAUUCAACGAUUAGAAGACGCCAAAUUAAGUUGGCAAAAUUCAUUUUCAACUCAACAAGGAAAUUCCAAUGAUCCGCUUUAUUCUAAUAUCAAUCGAAGAGAUUAUUUUUUCUUUAUUCUAGAUAAAGAAUUUAAGAAGGUGAAACAAGUUAUAAAAAAGCAUUCUAAGAGAACUUUUUUAAAUGAACAAAAUUCAAUCGAUGAAUCAUCUUUGGGUACUUAUAGAGAAAAAUCACGACUUGCUGAUUUAAAACGUUCUUAUGAUCCUCCGGGAGAAUUAUCGCAUAGAGGACCUCGGCAUAAUAACGAUUUCAGUGAUAUUUCAAAAAUCUCUAUAAUUCCUACACAGGAAGAAAUUUUAAGCGAUAGGGCACCUUUUUUACCAACAAAUAUUCCUGGAGCUCCACAUUUUCUUCCCGAGGGAAUAACACGUCUUCUCGACUCACAAUUUCGUUUGUUACGUGAAGAUAUGUUACAUCCUCUUAGAAUGGGAAUAAACAGUUUCUUGCAAUUUUUGGCAGAUCCAAAUCGUAAUAAUAAAAUUUUAAGAAAAUAUCAAGAAAAAGGUGGUAAAUACCGUCAAGACAACGGAGACUUAUAUAUUUAUCCAAGAGCUCGUUUUGUUAGAAUUUCAGUCGACAAAAGACGUGGAUUUUCAUGUCGAAUAGCAUUUUCCGCACCAACAAAUUCUGGGAAAAAUGUGAAAGAGCGUACACUUUAUUGGAAAAAGCAUUCAAAAAAAUUAAUGAAUGGAAAUUUAGUAUGCCUUCUUUUACCUACAGAAGAAACAAUUUCGCAAAAAUAUUCCCUAUUUUUUGGUGUAGUUGUGCAAAGAGAUGAUGAACAACUAGCCAAAUUUGAAGAUAGAGUCGAAAUUGACAUUAGUUUUAUGGAUGCCGCUAUUUAUCCUUUAGCUUUAAAAGACAUUUCGAAUCAAAAAAAUAAAAAUGCAGUACAAAAUUUGUCAUUACGUUUUAUGGUAGAAUGCACCGGGAUUUAUCUUGAAUCAUGCUACCAUGUGUUGAAAACUCUGCAAUCCACAAAUGACUCAAUGUUACCUUUUGAAAAAUAUUUGACCUUGGCGAGUGUCGAUGAUGAAAAUCAAAUUGAGUCCGUCAAGGAUACUUCUGCCAAAAGUGCUUUUACCGUAGAUAUACCAGAUUAUGCAAGAGCUCCAGAAUUUCGGUUCAAUCUAAAAGUAUUGUUGCGUGAUAAGCAAAAGGAACUACUUUUGAAUGUUGCUAAUGCGAAUGAACAUGAAAAUGUUGUUAAAGAACUAGUAAAUGGAAGUUCUUUAGAUGAUACACAAGCUAAAGCUCUCGUUUCUUCUUUGAGUAAAGAAAUUGCGUUAAUUGAAGGUCCACCGGGCACGGGUAAAACUGUUGUAGGAAUAGAAAUUAUGAAAGUUUUGCUCGCAGAAGAAAAUCGUAGUGUAAAUCUUACCCCGAUUCUCGUCAUUUGUUUUACAAACCACGCUUUAGACCAAUUUUUGGAGCAUUUGAUUGAUAAAGCUGGAAUUGAUAACAUCGUAAGAUUAGGAGGACGCUCUAAAUCUGAUAAAAUUGCUCCUUUUAGUCUUGAGGAAGUUGUUAAGAAUCGGGAAAAACCUGUUGGGGUUGAAUCAUAUCUUUUAUCUAAGACUUACCAAGAACUUGAAAAUAUUCAAAAAGAUGCAGAUCAGAUUCAAGAAAGAUUAAAUUUAAGAUGGUUAGAUUGGAAAGAAGUAUCUUCCUAUUUAUAUGUGGAUUUUCAUGAACAUUAUAAUAAAUUCUUCGGAUACCAAGAUCCUGAAAUUCCAAGUUUCUUAUUAGAAGACUAUUUUGAUGAAGAAUGUGAUUUAACUGGUAAAGAUUCAAAAAAUCAAACAUUAUUUGACAAAUGGUUGCAUGGAGUGGAUAUAAAAAAUGCUAGAGCUAUGCUUAAAGCCACAGAAGAUUCAAAACAGCUUCGUAAAGGAAAAAAGAAUAAUAAUACGAACACUAAUGUCUAUGAUGCUCUUGCUAAUUAUGAUGAUGAACUUAAUGAAUAUUACAAACCUGAAGACAGUGAUAGUUUUUUUGAGGAUGAAGAAUAUUAUGAUGAUUAUGAACAAAAUGACCCUCAAGCCUAUCUAGCAAAUUGGCAAGAGCCCAAAACCAAUCGUCCAUUGGAAGAACUAAAGAAUAAUACAAAUAUUUGGAGAAUGUCUACAACUGAACGCGUAGCAUUGCAUGACUUUUGGAGACACGAGUUAAAUCUUGAAAAUGUGGAAUCAUUAGCAAAUCUACAAAGAAUUCAUGAUGAAAAAAGAAAAGAAAUAGAAGAUAUUCAUAGUGAAAGGAGAAAAAAAAUUUUAAAAGAAUGUGACGUAAUUGGGAUGACUACUAAUGGGGCUGCGAAAUUUCAAUCUCUCGUUCGUUCUGUUAGACCUAAGAUUAUUUUAUGCGAAGAAGCUGGAGAAGUCCUCGAAGCUCAUAUCCUUUCAGCGCUUACACCUUCUACGCAACAUCUUAUUCUUAUUGGUGAUCAUAAUCAAUUACGACCGCAUAUCGCCACCCACUAUUUAAGCUGUGAUUCAUCAAUUGGCAAAAAAUAUGGAUUAGAUGAAAGUCUCUUUGAGCGUUUGGUUAAGGGCGACAAAGCCACUCGUAUUGAGAAAUCUCAGUUAUUAACUCAGAGACGUAUGAGAGCAAUUGAAAUUUCCGAUUUGAUAAGACAUACACUCUAUAAAGAAUUGAAAGACGGUGAAAAUACCACUAAAUAUCCUAAGAUUCGUGGUGCUCAACAUAAUGUGUAUUUUAUCAAUCAUCGUAACCAUGAAGAUAAAUGCGAAAAUGAAUUAACGACUAAAUCGCAUUCUAAUAAAUACGAAGUAGAUAUGAUUAUCGAAAUAGUAAAAUUUUUUGUUAGAAAUGGAUACACAAAACAGGAUGAUAUUGCUGUGCUUACACCAUAUCUCGGACAAAUGGUAAAACUUCGGGAUGCAUUAAAAACAACAUUUACUGUUGUCAUUGAUGAAAGAGAUAGUCAAGAUCUUGCAGAAAUGGAAGAUGAAAAUGAAGACAGGAAAGAGGAAAAGACAGAAAAUAAUCCAGUGGAAAAUAUCAGCAUUGCAACUAAAAAGUCAUUAAAUCAACAAGUUACACUAAGGACAGUUGAUAAUUUUCAAGGAGAAGAAGCCAAUAUAGUUAUCAUUUCACUUGUGAGAAAUUCUUCAAAGGAAGAUGAUAGGGGUGGUAUUGGUUUUCUAAAGUCAACUAAUCGUAGCAAUGUUUUACUUUCACGGGCUAAGCACGGGAUGUAUUUGCUUGGUAAUGCUGAGUUAAUGGCUAAUAAAUCCCAAAUGUGGGCAGACGUAAUUGGAAUGUUAAGAUCCCGUAAUCAAGUUGGGGAUUCUUUUCCUAUAUUAUGUCCUCAACAUCCCAAUAAUCGAAAUAAUGUGAAGGUCCCCCAACAGUUCGCUGAAUUUGCACCAGAUGGAGGAUGUUUGGAGAGUUGUGGGAAAAAACUUGAGAAGUGUGGACAUUUGUGCCCAUAUAAAUGUCAUUUUGAUAACCCAGAUCAUAUAGAUAUCAUUUGCAGAAAAAGUUGUACUAGAUUACAUCCAGAAUGUAAACAUCCUUGUAAUAAAUCAUGCGGAGAUAAAUGUGGCGAUUGCACUUUAAUUAUUGGUGAUAUCACUUUGCCUUCUUGCGGUCAUAAGUAUCCAAAUGCAAAGUGCUAUGAAAGUCGUAAUGUUAACUCAGUACUUUGUCGUGUAAAAGUCUUUAAAACAUUACCGAAAUGUGGGCAUAAGCUUGAAGUGAUGUGCAAUAAAUCAGUGGAUGACAUAAUCUGUAAGCAACCAUGUGGAGAAUUAAACACAUGUGACCAUCCUUGUUCAUCACCAUGUAAUGAAUGUCAAAAACGAUCGAUUAAAGCCAACGAGGAUGAACCAAUCUUUGAUGAAAAUGGCUACAUAAAGAGGAAUAAACACGGAUAUUGUAGAAAAAAAUGUGAAAGAAACUUAUUUUGUGGUCACAAAUGUGAAGAAGUCUGUCACGAAGGAAAAAAUUGUAUGCCCUGCACAGCGAAGUGUACUGUUUCUUGUUCACAUUCAACGUGUAAAUUGGAGUGUUUUAAACCUUGUUCUUCUUGCGCGGAACAAUGUGAUUGGUAUUGUCCACACGGAAAAGGAAGAUGCCUUUUAUCUUGUGGUGCUCCAUGUUCACGAUUACCAUGUGAUUUAAGAUGCGAAAAAAGAUUGGAAUGUGGACACCAGUGUCCAGGAGUAUGUGGUGAAAUUUGUCCAACCCCGAAAUUUUGCGUAAUUUGUGCACCUGACGACGUUAAAGAGCAAAUGAUCGAUAUUCUAGAAUUUAAAACAUUUGCUGAAACUGAUUUGGAAAAAGAAAGAGUGAUUAUCUUAGACUGUGGACAUGUAUUUACAAUGGAGACAAUGGAUCACCAUAUGGAGAUGGAGAAAUAUUAUCAAGGAGAUUACGGAAAUUGGACUGACCUUGUUUUGCUUUCAUCUAAAUCGGGAGAAAACAAAAUUAUGACAUGUCCAACCUGUCGAGCUCCCAUUAAAAGCAAAAGAUAUGGACGAUCUAUUAAAAAACGAAUUCUUGACACGCAAAACAAAAAGUUUUUGACAAAAUAUGAUCUACUUUUAAAAUAUCAGAGAGAUGCAUUGGAAAAGAUUAUAAACAAGAUAGAGAAUAAUAGGCCAAAAUUAUUGGAAAAAUUCAGAAACAGAACCUAUCCAAAAAGUAAUAACAAGAAAAUCGACGAUAAAAAUACUAUGGAUACAAAUAAAACAUUAUCUGAAGUUAGUGAGAGCGAGAAAUUCUAUCAAAUUGAAAAGUAUCACUUUAUUCCGGAACAACACGCAAACUUAUGGAGGACUCACGUCCGCGACCUCCUUAAUUCAUACCAAAAAUUGAUGAUGAUUAUGUCAGAUUCGAAAAAUCCACCUUAUAAAAAAGCUUUUGAAGCUGCUGUGACGCGUCUUUACAAUGAAAAAUCUAAAGCUCAAUUUGAUUCACUCUUCAAUAACUUGGAAAAUCUUAACGUCAUAGAAGAUACAGAGUCACCAGAAAACCAAAAAAAACGAUUUGAACAGAGUCUUCGAGAUGUUGGUUUAAUUGCACCACAAUUCGACCGUCGUUUGUAUCUUGACGCAUUUUUCGAAAUCGUUAAUGUUCAAAAAAUUUUGUUUGAUGAAGCAACUCGAAUAGUUUCAGAGUUACCUAAAAUGGAAUUAGCCCAUACUGGAAAUUUAGUAUUAGAAACACAAAGAAAUUGGAUCAAAUUUUGUAGCAGUAUAAAUGAUUCAAUCAACAAUCAUCUGGUUGUAAUUAUUCAGACAUGCAAAGAAAGUUUAUAUAAAAGACAUCUAGUAGUUGCUUCAAUGGAAUACGUAGAAUUUGAGUAUCAAUUUGGAAGAUUUAUUUUUAACAAUCUACCUAGAAAUAUUGUGACUCCUACAAAUAAAGAAGAACUCAAAAAUAGAUGUAAUAAAAUUCGCAAAGAUUGCGAAAAAAUAUUAAAUGAUGUUUUGCCAAAAGUCGAAUUGGAAUAUUUCCAAAGUCAAUGUACAGAGAGAAUUUCUAAGUUAUUGAAGAAUGUAGAUGAAUUUCAUGAUACAGUAGAAAGAUCUGGACAAUUAUCUCAACAAGAAAAAUUAGAAAUUUCCAGAGCAAUGAGCAGCGAAUUCAUUGGAUCAGGACACUGGUAUGAAUGUCCAAAUGGUCAUCCAUAUACUAUUGGUGAAUGUGGUGGGGCAAUGCAAAUGAGCAGGUGUCCUGACUGUGGAGUAUUUAUCGGAGGUAAUAGUCACCUGUUAACCUCCGGUAAUAGAAGAAAUGAUGAAUUUGAAACAAUGACCGGUGGAAAUAUAAUUGAGUGAAUCUUGUUUCAGUGGCUCAUAAAAAAUAUAAUAUUGAAGUAUAACUAGCCAAUGUGAAAUAUUAUAAAGAUAUAAUAUCCUAAAAUAAAUUAUGAAGGUAAAGUUUCCCAAGCACUUAUAUUUUAUUUGUUACUAUUUUUAAAUAAAUGUAAUAUCAAACUUCAAAGAGAGCUUUUUUUUUUAAUUUACUAUAUAAA
This is a messenger RNA of Rhizophagus irregularis DAOM 181602=DAOM 197198, 6919 nucleotides long. Lineage: Eukaryota; Fungi; Glomeromycota; Glomeromycetes; Glomerales; Glomeraceae. The record is from RefSeq and is a predicted model, not a curated record.